UUUAUUAUUUAUGGUGGGUUUUGCAUCGGCAAUUCGCGCGACGGUUCGUAUGAGCGUCCACCUGAAGCUCGAGGAAGCCAAGUACACGGGCCUGCUGCAUCUGGCGCAGAGACGGCUGCGCAAUGUUCCCACAGACCUCUUUCGCCUCAACUACUCGGCACUCUACCGCCUCGAUCUCGGAUUUAACCAUAUCCAAACGAUCCCUGACGCGAUCGGUCAACUGACGUCCCUCGACGCUCUUUGGCUCAACGACAACCCCAUCACGUCGCUGCCGCCCUCUAUCUAUAAGUGCGCGAAUCUCCAAGUGCUUGACGUGAAUCGCACCGCUCUCACCGACCUGCCCUGCGAAAUGGGUCGCCUGACACAACUGACAAUCCUCGACAUGGAGGACGUUCCACUACGACCGAAGCUCCUCGCGGCUGCAACUGCCGACCCCGCCAACGUCUGUGGCAAAACCCUUGCGUAUCUUCAUCGAAAGGAUGUUCGGCGGCGUCAAAAGCAAGAACUUUACGACAAACUCAAAGACGGCCCGUAUCUGGAAAGCGCUGAUUCGAACGAAGGUCAAGCAAUGAUUCAGUCGGUGAUGAAGCGCGUGCUCAAAGAGUUCCAGACGGAAGAGGACGUCAAGAGCCUCAUCCGAAACAUCGAGCGGUUGUUCCCGGCCAGCCUCAUCAAAGCGCAGGAUCCGACGACUGCCGCAUCCGUGCGUGCCGCGUUCAUGGACCUCAAGCGGGACAACGAAAAGAAGAAGCUAGCAGCCGAGCUCGAGCUCAAAAUUCGAAACAUCUACUUCGAUUGCAUCGAUCCGUCCACUGUCGAACCAAUGGUUGCGGUAAGUCACCGUUGCAGAUGUUGCCGUCAUGCGUCGUCCCCAUGCCAACGAAAGCGCAGUCCAUCUAUUUGGAGAUCAAAGCACUCAGUGACAUCAAGUUCCUCAUCCGUCAUGCUACGGUGCUUUUCCCACCCACUGCAGACGAGGUCAACGGGGCCGACCUGCGAAAGAAGCUGGUGGGAUUGCAAGAAGACAUGGCGAGAGAACGCGCGGCAGCCAUCGAAAAAGUGUUGCUGGCAUUGACAACCAUUUACUCCGACACAGACCCCGACAAGAUCAAGUCACUCGUUGCGCAAGUCGCACCGCUCUUCAAGGUAAGCAAGACGCUUUGUCGUCUCGAGCGGUGUGUUCCUCUGUCUCACACCCGGUAUUCCCGAUAUCAGAACGUGAAAGACCUGAAGGCUCUGGCCGCAGAUGCUGGUUUGCACUUCCCCAGCGAGUUCCUCAACGCUUCUGCUCCAGACAUUCGUUCCAGUUUCUUGCGCAAAGCCGCCGAGUCCGGCGUCCCGCCUCCCGCAUCCUCCAAGUGACGCAAUCAAGGUAUCAAAAAGAUAAAAUACCCAAUGGUUGUAUUUUAAUUUGAAUUCCGAUUGCCUUCAUCAAAG
This is a messenger RNA of Aphanomyces invadans, 1437 nucleotides long. RefSeq lists its product as hypothetical. Bases 11 to 1075 code for a protein of 354 amino acids. The transcript has 3 exons. Gene Ontology annotation, molecular function: protein binding. NCBI's taxonomy places the organism in Eukaryota, Oomycota, Saprolegniomycetes, Saprolegniales, Verrucalvaceae. The record is from RefSeq and is a predicted model, not a curated record.